AGAGGAGCAGGAACCGUGGCUAACAGUUUCUGUCAGGAUGGAAAGAUUCAAAGCAGUAAUAUUUGUCCUUCUGGUUUCAUGCAUCUGCAGGACUUUAGGACAGACAUGUGAAGGAAAGUGUGGGCAAAAAUUAGCCUCAUGUUCCUGCCACCCAACAUGCGCGUCUCUGAACGCCUGCUGUUCAGACUAUAAAGAGUACUGCGUGGAAAUCGUUCCAUAUUCCGGGUCCAUUUUGGGGGGGACAGAUUUUGUUGUCUUGGAUGCGAUUUUUAAUAACAGCGCCAAGAUUGUUUGCAGGUUUAACAAUAAUACAGACACUGAGGGGUAUGUGGAUGGGACCCGAGGCCAUUGUAUCUCCCCACUGUUGUAUGAAACUGGAUGGGUUCCUGUGCACAUCUCCUCAGAUAAUGGAAGUACAUUCAACAGAGUUGGAUCCUGGCUCUCAGUACAUACCGGCAAGUUAGAUGCUAAGUUUAAGGCGACACUGGUCAACUCAACUAAAUGGCAGUACUACGGCACACCUAAUGUUGGAGGCACUCUUGAGAUGACUUGGGAUACCGGCUUUGUGAGGGCAGAUAGGGUCAAUCUAGAGCUGUGGGGAUACAGGGAGACAGGAACACCCUAUUCUCCCACCUGGCAGGGUAAGUGGGAGUAUCUGUACUCGCUUUCAAAGGAUCAGCCCAACAAUGGUUUCUUCAGCUUUUCGCCCAAACCAGCAGACAGCUUUUCAAGCUGGGAGAUCGGCUCUGUGCGUGUCAGCUCCAGCAGCUACACUGACGGCAUGCCGAAUGUGCAGUCUGUGUGGACUGAAGAUCAUGCGCUCGCCUGGCAUCUGAAGGAGACGUUCAGGCAGGACUCGGCAGGUUGGGCGCUGGACAAAUGUUUAGCAUGGGACAAGCUGGAAGAUGAAAAGUUGGCUGACUUCCUCAGUGAGAUCAUAGACUGUCCCUGCACGCUGGCUCAAGCGAGAGCCGACACGGGGAGGUUUCAUACUGAUUAUGGCUGUGAUAUAGAUAAGGGGAGCGUGUGCACCUACCACCCUGGAAGUGCUCACUGUGUGAGGGCAAUACAAGCCAGUCCAAACUAUGCAGCUGGACAGCAGUGUUGCUAUGACAGCACCGGCGCUCAGGUCCUGACUGCAGACUCGAUUGGGGGUAGCACACCAGACCGGGGGCACGACUGGGGCUCACCUCCAUUCAAGAAUCCCCCUCGAAUUCCUGGACAGUCCCACUGGGUCUAUGACGUGAUCACCUUCUACUACUGCUGCCUGUGGUCUGACAACUGCCACUACUACUUCAAACACCGGCCCUCCAGCGACUGCAGGAGUUACGAGUCACCCAGCUCAGCUGUGGUGUUUGGAGACCCCCACUUCAUAACAUUUGAUGGUGUCAGCUACUCCUUCAAUGGCAAAGGGGAAUACACUUUGGUGAAGUCAACUGAUAAGAAACAGCUGACAAUCCAAGGAAGAACGGAGCCUGUGAAUGGAAAGGCAACAAAAUUGACGUCUGUAGCCAUGCAAGAAGCAUCCUCUGAUGUUAUUGAGGUGCGGCUGGCAGGAGGUCACUCCCGCCUCGAAGUGCUCCAGAAUCAAAAAAUCCUGUCCUUUACUGAGCAGAGCUGGAUGGACCUGCAUGGUGUGUUUGUGUUUUCUCCUACUCCUACAAAUGUGACCGUGAUGUUUCCCACUGGAGCCGGGGUGGAGGUGCGACUUAGAAACCGAACCAUGACAACGACUGUGCUCCUGCCAACGGAGUUCACAAACUCCACUCUGGGGCUGCUGGGAAAGAUGAACGGUGACACCAGCGACGACCUCUCAUUCAGCAAUGGUUCACGCGUGCAGAACUACAGCAAUCCAGAUGAGCUGUUCAGCUUUGGGGCAAGCUGGGCUGUUGAGAACGUGUCUGCCUUGUUCACAUAUGAUUCAGAAUAUCUUCUGGACACAUAUUGCUAUGCUCCCAGACAUGACCCUGAUUUUACCCCGGUGUUUUCUAUCCCCGAGAAUCCAAACGAUCCGUUAGCUAAUGAGACGUCUGAGAUAUGCGUUGGUGAGGGCUCUCAGUUCUGUAGGUAUGAUAUCCUGGUAGGUCGUGACCUAGCAAUGGGAUAUGCAACCAGACUGUCAUACCAGAGUCACAUUGCUCUUGUAGAUGAUCUAAAGCCAGUGAAAUCCUGUGGAUGGCUGCAACCACCAGAUAAUGGAAAGAAGGAGGGGACCACGUAUCUGGAAGGGGCUACGGUGCAGCUUUCCUGCAAUCACGGCUACAUUCUCAAAGGAUCAGCGGAGCGCGUGUGCCAGGGGGAUGGCGAGUGGUCUGGACAAGCCACAUACUGCCAGUUUGAUGUCACAGGAAUUGUGGUCGGUUCAGUCAUCGGAGCUGCCGCGCUGAUUGUAAUCAUUUCAACACUCGUACUCAUCUCCAGGAAAAAGAAAAGAAAAGCUGCAGAGUUAAAAGAUAUGAUGGCUGAGACCUUCUAAACCUCAUUUAUGCUUUGCUGUAACACUGUACA
This is a messenger RNA of Chelmon rostratus (copperband butterflyfish), 2508 nucleotides long. RefSeq names its product sushi domain-containing protein 2-like. Bases 38 to 2476 code for a protein of 812 amino acids. The record is from RefSeq and is a predicted model, not a curated record. The transcript is spliced from 16 exons. NCBI's taxonomy places the organism in Eukaryota, Metazoa, Chordata, Actinopteri, Chaetodontiformes, Chaetodontidae.